Messenger RNA from Glycine soja, 1952 nucleotides. RefSeq names its product pentatricopeptide repeat-containing protein At5g10690-like. Gene Ontology annotation, molecular function: protein binding. The transcript has 12 exons. Lineage: Eukaryota; Viridiplantae; Streptophyta; Magnoliopsida; Fabales; Fabaceae. The coding region runs from base 134 to 1906 and encodes 590 amino acids. The record is from RefSeq and is a predicted model, not a curated record.
UCCAACACUACUCCGUGAUCUUACAGAUUACACGCGACAGAGAGAUAGAGUUGUUGUUCUAUUUCUACAUUCGAAUUCCAUGGCGAAUGGGUAACGAAACCAAAUAAGCCAUAGCCAUAAAUAACUGUUAAAAAUGCUUCUAACUCACAUUCACGUUUUCUCUCCCUUCACACGUUUCACUUAUGCACUUCAUGCCUCGCCCGUCCGUGCCUCUUCCGCUCCAACACGGCGUCGUUUGGUCAAAACCGCCGCUCCUCAGGAACCGAAGAAUCUCCGGCACCUCACUUCGCGCAUUGUUCAACUCACUCGCCGAAAACAGCUCCGCCAGAUUUUGGAUGAGGUUGAGGUUGCGAAGAAGCAUUUCGGGAAGCUGAACUCGAUUGUGAUGAACGCGGUGGUGGAGGCUUGUGUUCGAUGCGGCGACAUCGAUUCGGCAAUUAGAAUAUUCGAUGAGAUGAAAAAGCGCGAUGGUUGUGGUGUGGAUACUGUCACGUAUGCCACGCUUUUGAAGGGAUUAGGUGAGGCACGAAGAGUUGAUGAGGCUUUUGAAUUGCUUGAAACUGUGGAAAAUGGCACUGCCACAGGAAGUCCAAACUUGUCAGCUCCAUUGAUCUUUGGUCUGCUAAAUGCCUUAAUCAAAACAGGAGACUUGCGUCGUGCAAAUGGUCUCCUUGCUCGUUAUGGUUUUGUGCUUCGUGAAGGUGGCAAUUUUUCAGUCUCAGUAUACAACAUACUAAUGAAGGGCUACAUAAACUCUGGUUGUCCACACACUGCCAUAAACAUGCUCAAUGAAAUUUUACGUCAAGGCAUAAUGCCUGACAGGCUCACAUAUAACACACUAAUUUUAGCAUGUGUCCAGAGUGGAAAGUUGGAUGCUGCAAUGCAAUUUUUUGAGGAAAUGAAGGGUAAAGCUCAGAAGUUCAGCAAUCAUGAUCUGUUUCCAGAUAUUGUUACAUAUACAACAAUGCUUAAGGGUUUUGGGCAGACUAAGGAUCUCGCUACAGUUCUGAAAAUAGUGUUGGAAAUGAAGUCUCAUCGUGAAUUAUACAUUGAUAGAACUGCUUACACUGCAAUAAUUGAUGCUUUUCUAAAAUGUGGCUCAGUUAAGGGUGCUCUGUGUAUUUUUGGAGAAAUAUUGAAGCAGACUGGUCUGAAUCCAGAGUUGAAGCCAAAGCCUCACCUCUAUCUUUCCUUGAUGCGUGCCUUUGCUUUUCUAGGAGAUUAUUAUCUCGUUAAAAAAUUGCAUAAACGGAUUUGGCCUGAUUCAGCAGGAACCAUAUUAUUAGUUGCUCAAGAAGAAGCUGAUCACCUUCUCAUGGAAGCAGCACUGAAUGCUGGUCAGGUUAAUGUUGCCGUUAAAACUCUUACUGAGAUUGUUUCAAAAUGGAAGGGCAUAUCCUGGACAAGUCGUGGGGGCAUGGUUGCUUAUCGUAUUGAGGCCUUGUUGGGAUUCUCAAAGUCAUUAUUCAGUCCUCACUUACUUCCUCAGGUUUCACCUUCUGAACCGGUUGAGAAUUAUAUGAUACAAUUUGAAGCAACACGGCCACUACAAGGUUCCAUAAAGCUGAGGAAAGUGGUUAUGCGUUUUUUUUAUGAAGCAGUUGUUCCUAUUGUAGAUGAGUGGGGCAGUUGUACAGGGCUGUUACAUCGUGAAGACUGCAUAGAGUUGGAUGCUCCACUUACAACAAUGAUGAGAAGUCCUCCUCCCACUGUUACGACUUCAACAUCUAUUGGUCAUGUAGUUGAUUUAAUUUUAGAGAAGCGAUACCCAAUGAUUAUUGUUGUAAAUUACAGAAAUUCAUAUGCUACUACUCCAUACAGCUCAAGAGCAGUUGGAGUUUUUACAUCAGAACAGUUGAGUAGGUUUAUCACACCUGUAUCUCAAGUAAAAGGGACAGACCUUUAGUCUACAAAAGGUAAAUAUAACAUGUUUAGCUUUACCAUAAUGCCAA